Messenger RNA from Oppia nitens, 772 nucleotides. Its product is annotated as aquaporin-10-like. Lineage: Eukaryota; Metazoa; Arthropoda; Arachnida; Sarcoptiformes; Oppiidae. The coding region runs from base 20 to 772 and encodes 250 amino acids. The record is from RefSeq and is a predicted model, not a curated record. Gene Ontology annotation, biological process: glycerol transmembrane transport; water transport. Gene Ontology annotation, molecular function: glycerol channel activity; water channel activity. Gene Ontology annotation, cellular component: basolateral plasma membrane; plasma membrane. The transcript is spliced from 7 exons.
CAACUAAAAGACAACAAAUAUGAGAUUCCCUACUAUUCCUGUAGUAAUUCGUGAAAUUUUAGCUGAAUUUUGUGGUUUAACUAUACUAUUGUUUUUAGGUUUUUCAUCGUUUUUAUUGUUUGAUAUAUAUCCACACAACGCUUAUUUAGUACAUAACAUGUGUGCCAAUACAUCGGGUAUCUGUAAUACAGUCAGUUAUGGAAGUGGUUUGUUGACCGCUAUACUAAUUGCGGGUCACGUUUCAGGUGGUCAUUUUAAUCCCGGAGUCAGUGUAGCAUUAGCCACAUUAAAUAAAUUUCCAUACAAAAAGCUGUUGUAUUACAUACCGACUCAAUAUUUGUCAGCAUUUUGUGCGUCAGCCGCCGUCCAUUUAUUUCACUUAAACCACAUUAGCGAUGACCUGACUAUCCGAAAUCAAUUGUUGGAUUCACUGUUUGUGUUGGCACCCAACCAUCAAAUCAAUUUAUUUGUAACUGUUUGGGACAGCUUUCUCUCGUGUUUUAUAUUUAUGGUAAUAAUACUGGCCAUCACUGACCACAAAUCGACAGGCAUUCCUCCACCACUCGCACCACUAUUUUUGGUAAUUGCUUUUAUUGGUAUUAUUAUGGCAUUUGUUGUCAAUUGUGGAGCAGCACUAAACCCAGCUCGCGAUUUAGGACCAAAAUUAUAUGCUGUCAUUUAUUUAGGAUUUGAAAGAGUAUUUAAACAUCAUAAUUUUGUAUUUUGGUUGACCCAACAAUUGGCACUAUUUGCAGGAUUUAUAGCUGGAUAA